Messenger RNA from Tetranychus urticae (two-spotted spider mite), 1034 nucleotides. RefSeq names its product protein canopy homolog 3. Lineage: Eukaryota; Metazoa; Arthropoda; Arachnida; Trombidiformes; Tetranychidae. The record is from RefSeq and is a predicted model, not a curated record.
CCUGGCGAUAAUAACUGUUACCAUUUUGUAGAUGAAUUUUGUUUUCCUGGAAAUUAAAUCCAUGAAAGAAAUUGAAAUCUACGAGUAUUUCUGAUAAUAUUUAUACCUUUAUUUUAUUUGAUUAAAACAUGUGAAGUAUCCGUUACUAAAUUGCAAUAAUCUGACUUGGCUAUCCUGAUAAUUGUAAUUCAUUAUUUUGUGUAAACGUUCAAGCUUUUCCACCUUUGUUAUAGUAUGACUUCGCUUGGAAACCUUAUCAGUGUUAACCUUUUUAGUUUGAUUUUUAUCAACUUAAUUUGUAUUGCUCAGUUGGAAAAUGAGCUGGAAGACGAACAUGGCGUUAAAUACGCUAGUCAAUGUGAAGCUUGCAAAUAUUUUGUAACCGAAUUGGAGGAAAGGUUAAAAGAAACUGGAAAAUCUCACGAUGUCAUUGAAGUUGGAUAUAGUAUUGAUAGUAAACAAAAGAAGAGGAAAAAAUAUCAACAAUCAGAAUUGAGAUUGGUGGAGUCAUUGGACGGCAUUUGUGAAAGAUUAUUGGAAUACAAUAUUCACAAGGAGCGCAAAGACUCUACUAGGUUUGCUAAAGGGAUGUCACAAACCUUCCAAACACUCCAUGGUCUGGUUGAGAAAGGAGUAAAAGUUGACUUAGGUAUUCCGUAUGAGCUUUGGGAUAAACCCUCUGCUGAAGUGACCAAUUUGAAAACACAAUGUGAAUUGUUGCUGGAAAAACAUGAAGAUGAUGUGGAAGAUUGGUAUUGGAAUCACCAAGAUGAAUCUUUGACCAAAUUUUUGUGUAUAGAUAGAGCUUUAAGGAAAGGUGAUUCAUCUUGUAUAUUUGAAGGAAAGGAAACUUCAACAGAAGAGCUUGAAUCAUCAUCGAAAGAUGAAUUGUGAUGAUUUAAAUAAUUUGAAUAAGAUGCCAAUUUUUUACACUCUUAUAAUAAUAACGUUUUAAUAAUUUUGAGUCGAUACAGAAUGGGCUUUUAUAAAUUUCAACUUUUUGUAGGUGCGAAAGAUACAGCUUUGACAGCAUA